AGGCGCAGCGCGCCUGCGUAGUCGCUUCCCCACACAUGCUGGCAUUGCUGCUGCUGCUGCUGCUACUGGGAGAGGCAGCUGCAGCGGCUCAGGUUCACCUGCGCGGUCGUGUCUUCUUGGGAGGAGAGUGUUUUGCUGCUUGAAAGCGAACGUCUGUGUUCUCGGUAAACAUGGAAGAAUUGCAAGAUGUCCAAUUGACGGAGAUCAAGCCCCUCCUGAAUGAUAAGAAUUCAGCUCGAAACUUCCAGGACUUUGACUGUCAGGAGCAUGACAUCGAGACAGCUUGUGGAGUUGUUCAUGUCACUAUGCGGGGCACCCCAAAAGGAAACAGGCCCGCCAUCCUCACAUACCAUGAUAUUGGACUAAACCACAAGUCCUGCUUCAAUGCUUUUUUCAACUUUGAAGACAUGCAGGAAAUCACUCAGCACUUUGCUGUGUGCCAUGUCGAUGCCCCAGGACAGCAAGAAGGGGCUCCCCCUUUCCCCUCUGGAUACCAGUAUCCCUCUGUUGAUGAAUUAGCUGAAAUGCUCCCUGCUGUUCUUACGCACCUGAGUCUGAAAAGCGUAAUUGGUAUUGGCGUUGGAGCUGGCGCUUAUAUCCUUAGCAAGUUUGCAUUGCAUCACCCUGACUUGGUGGAAGGUCUGGUACUUGUUAACAUUGACCCAUGUGGAAAAGGAUGGAUGGACUGGGCAGCAUCUAAGUUUUCUGGGUGGACAACAAACAUUGUGGACAUUGUUCUGGCUCACCAUUUUGGUCAUGAAGAACUGCAGGCUAACUUGGAGCUGAUCCAGACCUACAGACUUCAUAUUGCACAGGACAUCAAUCAGGAGAACUUACAGCUCUUUGUCACCUCCUAUAACAGCCGUAGAGAUCUGGACAUUGAGAGGCCAGUCUUGGGUAUGACUGAAGAGGCAGGAAAAACACUCAAGUGUCCUGUCUUAUUAGUGGUUGGGGACAGCUCACCAGCAGUUGAAGCUGUGGUUGAAUGCAAUUCACGGCUGGAUCCAAUGAAUACAACACUCUUGAAGAUGGCAGACUGUGGAGGGCUCCCUCAAGUCGUUCAGCCUGGGAAACUGACUGAAGCCUUCAAGUAUUUCGUGCAGGGAAUGGGCUACAUCCCUUACGUGCAGCUCAGUCACCUGAGCACUGAGUCAGUGCCAUCUGCAAGUAUGACCAGACUGAUCCGCUCCCGGACCCAGUCGUCCUCCAGCGUUGGCUCUGGAGAGAGCAGCCAAACACGGUCUCAAGCCAGCAACCCAGGGGAGGCAGCGGCUGGAAUUCCUGGAGCAGCUGGUGCUCCUCAGACUAUGGAAGUAUCCUGCUAAGCAAGCAACCAUCUUCUGUAUCCAGACGAUCCCUCUUCUCCCCUUCUGAACCCCCCCAGAAUCCAGUGUUCACCCAAACAUGUGGCAUUAAUAAGUCCCCCUCCCAACCUUGUGCCUGCCCAUCUUACUUGCCACCUUCUCAGCUAUUUGUCUCUUUGGCAUUAUGUUCCAAAUCUUUUCUUUCUUUCCUGCAUUGGCUACAGAAACAUGGGCUGUGUACAGACGUUCCUGAAAACAGGAGUGGGCUUGUGGGCCUUUGGGGUGGGGAGGGUUGGUUGUGCAGGGUGAGCGCCACUUUCCCCCUGACUUUGCUCCUUUGCUGACACACAAUCCAGAGCAGUCUCUCUCUCCUUUCUCACCACACGGCCGCCAUGUUUCAGGUGAGCUGUCUGCUUUGCAUUUAUUCCGCACCACCACCGCUCCCGGCCUUCAUACGUCACCUGCUUCUUGUGAUGUUUAGCAUUUUGACAAAAAGGUUUUUUUCUUUGUGGGUAUUUGCUCGGUCUUGGUUGGUUUUUAGUUUUACUCUUUGGAACAUGCUCCGAGAAAGUGGGGAGGUUUCAUGGCUCAGCCAUGGCUGUCAGCUAAUCGGCGCUGCACAGAGCAAUGCUUUGGGUGGGUGGGGAACAUUUACGAGUGACUCAAGGGCUGGCCAAUCAAUGCUGUGUUAAUCUGGCUUCUACUCAAACUGGAAAAGCAGAAUCCUCCUGAGCUCAGACUGUGUGUGUGUGGCACAAGUGUGGCAAGUGAGCUUCCCCAGCGCGCUCGUCACAUCUGUAUGCAUCCAUUGCACUAACAUUCCAUUGGUGCUAACGGAGAGAGUUACUGUAUAUGUUGGUGCCAUUCCUCCCCCCCCCCCGCCCCGAUUCCUGUGUUGUCAAACCAUGUGAAACUGGUGGGUCUCCUGUUUUGUUUUGAAUCCAAAUAAUUUCUGUGGCUUGUGCACUUAGAACUGCUUUCUAGUUGUGCUUCUGCUGAAGGUUAUUAGGGCUCUUGGCUGCAGUCUUUACAAUGUCUUUGGGGCAGGGGUGAAGAUUCAGUGUUUUAAAACUUCAGGGGUGGGUGGGUCUUGAAUCCUGCACUGUCUGAACUCUUGAGUGCAUCCCGGCAUAUGCUGCAUAUUUUCACACUGUAGGGAAGUGUAAGUCUUUCAUAGCUGAGGUGGUGAAAGGCAUGCAAAAGGAUCUCCUACCAGGGCUGCUGGGACACCAAUUUAAAGAAAGAGCAAGGUUUCUCAUGAGCUUAGCUCUCCCUGAUGAAAGUGUCCUAUUCAGCAGUGUACAAGGGAUUUUAUACAUUCUACGGUAGCCAGAGUGCUGGGUUAUAGAGGCUUUAGAAAGGGAGCUGGAUUAUAUUUAGAAUGACUGACUUCUGCCACCCUGGGGGUGGGCGGCGGGGGGACCAGUGCUUUCCCAAGCUGGAGGAGAAGAAGAAGAAGAGAACAGUUGGCUUAAGAUGUUCAUACAAAUAUCUUACCCUGACUGUUUCAUGAUAGUGACUUGCACAAUCAAUUACACCUGUUAGACAGCCACUCUCCAAAAAUGAAAUGAAUUUUCCAAAAUAUAUUUAAUGGUUGAGUAAAGUGAACUAUAUAUUAACUGAAAAACCAUAGAUUUCUAAAUCAUUGAUGGAGGAUUGUUUUUUCAGCCUAGGUCCCAGUAGUCACACAGUGUUCUAUGGUAAUAAUGUCAAUUUUGAUGUAGCAGCAAUUUUGAUGUUCAACAACUGGGAAGUGUUUAUUCUAUAUUUGCUAAACUUGCUGGACACUGAUGCAUUACAAUUGCAAUGCCAGUUCUAUUAAAGUGUAUGUAGUCCAAUCCCACCCCACCCCCAUUUUCCUGGUUUAAAACUGGCAUUCUGCAAACUUCCCUAUUCACUGCUAUAGCCUCCUCAUGGGAAAUCCCCAAGCCUUUUAAUUAUGAAACAUGCUGUUUGCAAUAUGUGGGAAUAACUUAGCAAACAGGUCAGCGGAGACUUCAGAUUACGGUUUUGGACAUAUGGAGGGACAGACAAGCCAAUUUUAUAGCCUUUCCGAAAGCAGUUAUGUUGCUACAAAAAACUUGGGGUGCGGGUGGGACUAUAUUGGGUCUAUGAUUUGUUCUGCUUGCAUCAUGCAGGCGUCUUGAGCUUGUAUUGAGCUAAGGGAAUGCAUCUGUGUACUGUAUAAUGUAACAGUGUGCUCUGUUUAGGGCCUGUUUUUUUAUAUAUUUUUCAUAGGCUGAUAUUAAACUCUAUUGUCUUGACAAAUUCAGCAGUCUUGAUAGAAGUGGGUAGGUUUGCCCUGGGAGCUAGAUAGUUCCCAGAUUAUAUUGUUCUCCUGAAUUAGAAGGUUGCUGCUUUUCUGCUUCCCGUUGGGAAGUGUGUGAUUUCUGAUCUGAUAAGAGGGUGAAAUAAUUGCUGAUGUGCUGCUGACUUAUUCAUAAUACGGUGGCAGAAUAUACUUGGCUCAUGGGGUCAAGUUCCUUGGAAAAACCAGGUUUGGCUCUGUUUCAAAUAGGGAACCGGAAGAUUCUGCUUGGGAGGGAAAAUUCGUACCAAUUAAAUAAAGCUAUAAUCGAGUCUCAUUGUUAA
Molecule: messenger RNA, 3896 nt
Organism: Podarcis muralis (Common wall lizard)
Lineage: Eukaryota; Metazoa; Chordata; Lepidosauria; Squamata; Lacertidae
Gene: NDRG3
Product: NDRG family member 3
Source: RefSeq, a predicted model, not a curated record